UUCGCAUUAUUCCAAAUUCAGUUUUCUCCCGUUUUCAUCUCCCAUGGCUCGCACGAAGCAAACUGCUCGCAAGUCCACCGGUGGCAAGGCCCCUAGAAAGGAACUCGCUAGGAAGGCUGCGAAGAAAUCUGCUCCAACAACAUAUGGAGUGAAGAAGCCGCAUCGUUUUCGCCCCGGAACUGUUGCCCUACGUGAGAUACGAAAAUACCAAAAGAGUACCGAGCUUCUGAUUCGCAAGUUGCCAUUCCAGCGUUUCGUUCGUGAAAUCGCUCAGAACUUCAAGGCGGACCUGAGGUUUCAGAGCCAUGCGGUUCUUGCACUUCAGGAGGCAGUGGAGGCUUAUCUAGUGGGACUCUUUGAGGACACAAACUUGUGUGCGAUCCACGCCAAGAGAGUUACCAUUAUGCCCAAGGACCUUCAGCUUGCCAGGCGUAUCCGUGGCGAACGUGCUUAAUAAUUAUUAAUUAAUUAGUUUGUUUUAAUUUCUUUUGUUUCAUUCUGAAAUUCCAUUCUUCUGCUCUGCAUAUUUUCCCUUUCUUUUAUGGUAGAUAUUAGGAUUCAUAACAAACCUAUAAUGUGAACAUUUCGUUCUUGCCUUCCU
Molecule: messenger RNA, 601 nt
Organism: Arachis stenosperma
Lineage: Eukaryota; Viridiplantae; Streptophyta; Magnoliopsida; Fabales; Fabaceae
Product: histone H3.3-like
Exons: 4
Coding region: 44-454 (136 amino acids)
Cellular component (GO): nucleosome
Molecular function (GO): DNA binding; protein heterodimerization activity; structural constituent of chromatin
Source: RefSeq, a predicted model, not a curated record